This is a messenger RNA of Cylicostephanus goldi, 219 nucleotides long. The record is from the annotation of a GenBank genome assembly. NCBI's taxonomy places the organism in Eukaryota, Metazoa, Nematoda, Chromadorea, Rhabditida, Strongylidae.
AUGGUGACUUUGAAUCAUACAAAGGAUGGCGUCACAGAACAGCUUCUUGAGGACAUCAGAAGUUCAAUAAAUGAGAUUAAAGCAAAUCCUAAUGCUGAGUUGGAAGAAGCAGCAGCGCUUUAUGGGAUGGCACAAAAGAUACCGGAUCGAUCCAUAGUUAGAGAAUUUGCAUAUGUUUAUCUUGAUGCUUGCUAUUCUCAGCCAAAACAAAUAAAAUGA